Messenger RNA from Anoplophora glabripennis (Asian longhorned beetle), 1323 nucleotides. RefSeq lists its product as uncharacterized. The transcript has 2 exons. NCBI's taxonomy places the organism in Eukaryota, Metazoa, Arthropoda, Insecta, Coleoptera, Cerambycidae. The record is from RefSeq and is a predicted model, not a curated record. Bases 77 to 1264 code for a protein of 395 amino acids.
GUUCCGGUACAGUGAUGUUAUACUGUAAAAUAUUAGUAUUUAAUUUGUUAUUCUUGUGUUCAGUUUAGUAACUAAAAUGAAAAAUAUAAUUAGUGUCGCAAUCGUUCUCUGUUGGUCUUCACUACUUGUAUCUGCCGAAGUUUGCCUUGAUCCUGCUACCUUGAAUCCAACUGCUAUUCACGCUACAGUAAAAUUGUUUCAAAAUAUACGGACUGCGGAAAAUUUAAUUGUGUCCGUCGAUAAAAAUCACUACCAAUAUGAAUGUAAACAUUCCAAACUGGGCAAGACUCUGUCUAAACUAUCCCUGGGUGGCUAUAUCACACAGCAGUAUUUCCUGGACGAUAAAAUUAUCGUUACUUAUAAUGAUAGCAAUAUGUAUGAAAUAAAAAAGGAUCAGCAACACGUAACUUACACAAUUCCGUUGGGAUAUGGUUCGUACCAAAACGGUAAUUGUUCGGGAGUAGAAAGUUAUUACCAAAACAGAACAGUGUCACUUGUUGAAUUUAUAAAUGUUACCCUUUCCAUCAACAAUAAGACGUUAGAAAAAGAAAGUGAUGCCAGUUACAUAUUUUCCGAUGUUCGUGUGUACACUUUAAGCAAGCAUCCACUAGUCCAAUAUGCCUUACUGGGUUACGAAGACUAUUUUUUGGCACUUCAUCUGAAAGAACCCUACAAUAUGACAUCGAGUUAUAUAAACACGGAUUACAAUUCCAUUAUAAAAUUUGGUGAACAUGAUGAUGGGUCUCGUAACAACAGGACAGCCCAGGUAUUCUUGAAGAUGUAUGGUACUUUUCCAGAAAGAGCUUUAAAAUUGAUGAAAGAUCACUGCGAGAUUAUUGUAUUUCAAGAAAUUCUUAACGCGGAACGCGGAACUCUCCAAAAAAAGGUGGACCAAAUAUUUGUAGUAUUCUACGGAAUAUGUCUAAUACUUAGUGGUUUAUUACAUUAUUGGAUGUUGAGGAAAUUUUGGAUGGCGAAAAGUGAUAUUAAGAAAAUCGAGAAAUCGGUUGCUAUCCUCAGUUUAACCUCCCAAAUGAGGAAAAGUGCUGAAGGUCCCUAUGAGUACAUUGAGUUUCUAGAUACUAAAAAAGAUUCGGAAUAUGGAUAUGAUACGGUAACUCUUACGUCAUCAAAAAACGGUAAGAAGAAAGAGAGGACGUCUGGCUAUCUAACGCCUGUGAAUAGUCAGCGAAGAAAGACGAACAACUACGUCAACUUACAAGAGGCCAAUUGUAAGAAUAUCGACAACAAGCAAACAGUUUAGACUUAUUUUCUCUUCAAUUUUCUCAUCUAAUUAUGAAAAAAUUAACGUAAUUAUAUGGA